Messenger RNA from Scheffersomyces stipitis CBS 6054, 2007 nucleotides. RefSeq names its product Dur32p (gene DUR32). Lineage: Eukaryota; Fungi; Ascomycota; Pichiomycetes; Serinales; Debaryomycetaceae. The coding region runs from base 1 to 2007 and encodes 668 amino acids. The record is from RefSeq and is a predicted model, not a curated record. Gene Ontology annotation, molecular function: urea transmembrane transporter activity. Gene Ontology annotation, biological process: urea transmembrane transport. Gene Ontology annotation, cellular component: plasma membrane. The transcript has 3 exons.
AUGUCUUCUGCUUCCCAAUCUGUUGAAUUAUUGGGCCAAGGUGCCGGGUAUGGAAUUUUGGUCGGUGUCGGUGCCCUUUUCGCCGGCGGUAUGAUCUUGACCACAAAAUUAUUACAAAGAUAUUUACAUGAGAAUUCCAAUUCCACCGAAACUUUUGCUGUGGCUAAUAGAAGUGUUGGAACAUUUCUUUCAGCUUCGGCAGUCUACUCAUCCUGGUCUUGGGCCACGGAAUUGUUGUGGACGUCUACAAUGGUGUACAACUAUGGUAUCCAAGCUUCAUAUUACUAUGGUGCUGGUUUAGCUGUACAAAUUGCCGUGAUGUCUGUGAUCGGGAUUCACGCUAAGAAGAAGGCUCCUAGUGCACACACAUCGUUAGAAAUAGUCGAAUUGAGGUAUGGAAGAGUUGGACAUAUACUCUACUUAUUCCUUGGAUUGGCAAACAACUUGCUUUCGUGUGCUUCCAUGAUUCUUGGUGCAUCUGGUGCCAUUUCCAUUAUUGCUGGCAAUUUGCACCCAGUCGCAUCCACCAUGCUUAUUCCAUUUGGUGUGUUACUUUACACUGUGGUUGGUGGAUUAAAGGCCACUUUCUUGACUGAUUUUGUCCAUACAUUAAUCUUACUUUUGGUGUUAUGUUAUCUUAAUACCUCGGUUCUCACUUCUGACCAAAUCGGUGGCUUGGACGGCUUGUACAACGCUUUAGUCAAGAAAGACGGUGAACGUUACAUAGAAGGUAACUUCGAUGGUUCCAUAUUGACAGGAAAGUCUAAGGGUGCCUUAUUUUUCGGUUUGAUUUUAACUGCUGGUAACUUCGGCUUGACUGUGUUGGAUUCUUCUUUCUGGCAAAAGACUUUUUCAGCAAGUCCAAGAGCAACAGUUCCAGCUUACUUAAUUGCUUGUUUCUUCAUUUUUGCAAAUGUCUGGCCCUUGGGUUCAAUUAUCGGUGGAGCUUCUAUUGUUUUAGAAGGUACACCAGGCUGGCCAACAUACCCAAGAGAGAUGACUCAAUAUGAAAUCGAUUCUGGUUUCGUUUUGCCAUAUGUAUUGAAGCAAGUGUUGGGUAACGGAGGAGUUGGAGCUCUUCUUUUGGUCAUCUAUUUGGCUGUUACAUCCACCGUCAGUGCUCAAAUGAUUUCCGUGAGUAGUAUUCUUUCCUUUGAUAUCUACAAGAAGUACAUCAAUCCAAGUGCUCAGAACAAACAAAUGAUCAGAAUCUCACACAUUAGUGUCGUAUUCUUUGGUCUUUUCUGUGCUGCAUUCUCUGUGAUGUUGCAUUACGUUGGUGUGAAUAUGACCUGGUUAGGUUACUUUAUUCCAAUGAUUAUCUGUCCUGGUGUUCUUCCAUUGAUUUUUACCAUUACUUGGGAUAGACAAACUACUCUUGCUGUUGUUGCUGCCCCUAUAUCUGGAUUUAUAUUCGGCAUUUCAAUCUGGUUGUCUACUGCUUAUCACUACUAUGGAGAAGUUACAAUUACAAGUACCGGUGGCCAAUUGCCAGCUUUGUUCGGUUCUUUGACUUCUUUGUUUCUUCCAGGUGUUGUAUCCAUAGUCAUCAGUUUGUUCUCCUCACAAAAGUUCGACUGGAGCCAAUUGCAACAAGCUGAUCUUAUUAUUGCAGACGACACUUCAAUUGAGGAGAUAGUCAAGAAUGAUGGAGAAGUGUCUAGCGACAUAAACGAAAAGACCAGCCCCGUUCAUACCACCGUCAAUGAUACAGGCUCCAAGCAAGAGAAACCUCAUCAAUUGUCUGAACGUGAACUUGAUUUCUGGAUUAAGAUUUCUACAGGUGCUGCUAUAUUUGUUCUUUUGAUCACUUGGGUUCUCUGGCCAUUACCGUUAUACAGAGAUUGGAAGUUUACAAGAGCUUAUUUUAAGGGUUAUGUCACUGUUUCUCUUAUUUGGCUCUACUCUGCAUUAAUCGUCAUCGGUAUUAUGCCUCUCUACGGUGGAAGGCAUUCAAUUGCUAGAAUCUUUAAAGGAAUCUAUAGAGACUUCAUCAAGAGAAGCUAG